AUGUCAAGCCCACAAAUGAACGAAUUUUUUGAAAACGAUGGCUAUUUAACACCUCCAAGAAGAGUUACUGGUAAGAAAUUGAGAUGGCCAAGCGCUGCUAAAUCUUCAAAUAAAAAAACUCCUAUACAAGUUUUGAUACUUAAUGACAUAGAUGAAGAUUUCUCAGGAUUUUUUAAUCGAAAGCCGUUAUUUCCUCCUAAAGAGCCUAUAGAUUUAGUUCCAGACCUCCCAGAUCCUGAAGAAAAACCUCAGCUAAACCCUAAUUUAUUUAGACUUACACCUACAAAAGUUUAUUAUGAAACCCCAAACCCAGAAGUUUUCCAUCAUCUUUCUAAUAAAAUCCAGUCCUCAAUAUCAGAAGCUUUACAAAUAUUCUUUAUUUAAUUAAAUGUAAUAAAUUAUAUCGUAUUUAUUUAAAAUUCUAAUCAAUUUACCAUAUCUUAAUUUCAGACUUCAAAAAUUCCCCUCGAAAAAAAGAUGUAAUAGUCCCAAAUGACCGAAUUGGAGGCUCCAUCUAUGACACUACAAAUAACAUGUCUCAUGCUGUGCAAAAUCUCGGCCAAGUUUCCCACACCCUCAACGUUCUUGCUCACUCUAUAUCCAAACUAUCAAAAUCCUACAAAAGAAACCCAAGAAUGUCCAUCAGCGAGCUGUCUUAA
Blepharisma stoltei is the source of this 659-nucleotide messenger RNA. The record is from the annotation of a GenBank genome assembly. Lineage: Eukaryota; Ciliophora; Heterotrichea; Heterotrichida; Blepharismidae.